AUGUUGGUCUUUGCAUUACAAUAUCAGGAACCCAUUGAUCGCAUAACGAGUGAUAAAAGCCUUAAGCGGGCUAAAAAAUAUGAAUUGGAUGAUGACGAGUGGAAAAUUGUUGCUGACCUUGUUGCGGUUCUCUCCAAGGCUACCUUGUUCUUCUCUCAGGACUCGGCAACCAUCACAGCUGUGAUACUAGCAAUGGACAAGCUCAAUAACAAGCUCAAUCAACAGAUGAAGGAGCCAUAUCACUCUGCAGUUAUAUCGGCUAUGCAGCUUGCGAAGAACAAGAUGGAUCGCUACUGGAAGAUCACAGAUCUCUCCAAUGUAUACCGCAUUGCCAUGGUCCUACAUCCUGGCCUGAAGCUUGAGUGCUUCUGUGAGCAUUCCUGGCAAAAGGAGUGGAUUGAUACUGCCGAGAAGCUUGUUCGCAAAGAGUUCACUGAUAAAUACGAGAAGUCUGUUGAGACUACUGAUGACACUGCAGCAGACGUGGUCCGUAUGCAACAUUUAAUUAUACACUGA
Suillus paluster is the source of this 516-nucleotide messenger RNA. RefSeq lists its product as uncharacterized. The transcript is spliced from 3 exons. Bases 1 to 516 code for a protein of 171 amino acids. NCBI's taxonomy places the organism in Eukaryota, Fungi, Basidiomycota, Agaricomycetes, Boletales, Suillaceae. Gene Ontology annotation, molecular function: DNA binding. The record is from RefSeq and is a predicted model, not a curated record.